UCCCGAGACCUAUGCGGCUUGGGGCCGAAAGCAUUUUUGGCGAAGAGUGGUACAACUUGCGAAAGACCAUGCUCGAGGAAAGGAAUAUCUAUCUUGAGCAUGAUCCAGUCUACAAGGAGCGCCAGAGAACCCUGCGGAUAAUGAAACACAAGGUCGAAAUGCGGCCGUUCAAGCCACAAUCCGUGUUUAAUAAGGGCUGGAAGUGAUUGUGGGCUCGACUGUCAAAGGAGUUAGGCAUCCCCAGAAAUCCCGCAUCUCCGACGCCGUC
This is a messenger RNA of Lasiosphaeria miniovina, 268 nucleotides long. RefSeq lists its product as uncharacterized. The transcript has a single exon. Lineage: Eukaryota; Fungi; Ascomycota; Sordariomycetes; Sordariales; Lasiosphaeriaceae. The record is from RefSeq and is a predicted model, not a curated record. Bases 12 to 206 code for a protein of 64 amino acids.